Molecule: messenger RNA, 1092 nt
Organism: Postia placenta MAD-698-R-SB12
Lineage: Eukaryota; Fungi; Basidiomycota; Agaricomycetes; Polyporales; Adustoporiaceae
Exons: 5
Coding region: 1-1092 (363 amino acids)
Cellular component (GO): plasma membrane
Molecular function (GO): phosphoprotein phosphatase activity
Source: RefSeq, a predicted model, not a curated record
AUGUUCUGCACGCGUCCAUCCGCGCGCGAGCACGACAUCGACGUCGACGAGGGCGCGACGCACCUGGUUGUGGCGGAGGGACAGGUAGAAGAGGAGACGGCAAAGCGCGUCGCGCGCGAGUCUGAGAAGCAGCACACGCGCGAGUCGUCGACGGUCACCACAGGUCAGGGGGCCCGUGUUUCCGCGCUCGUCGCAUUACUUGACGGCGAGACGACAGUGAACGCGUCCCCAGCAGCGACGCUCGACGCGGAUGUCGACAUUAUAGUGCCCCCGACGCCGUCACGUCUCCUACCGGUCUCUGAGACGGAUGGACUGACCUCGGGCGCGGUACAACCACCUGGCUCGACUGGGCAUGACAUCUCUGUAGAGCAACGCACUCACACAAGCGACUCGGCCGAAGAGUCGGACGGGUCCUUCACUGAAGAAGAUGCACUGAAGGAUUUGCUUCGUGUGGAUGCUGAGGCGGAAGAGCAGAUGCUGAUCCGGAAAGGCGGUAUGGGCAUUCCUAUGGGUCCAGAUGGCAAUCCACGACCACUUCUUCCGCCAAUUGCGCCUCAACAUCAGGGUCGUAAAUGCCUUGUCCUAGAUCUUGACGAGACUUUAGUGCACAGUAGCCUCAGACCUGUGCCUUCUCCAGACUACGUCGUCCCAGUCGAGAUCGAGGCGUACUGGCACAACUUUUACGUCCUCAAACGACCAGGUGUGGACAGCUUUCUCAAGAGGAUGGGCGAGAUCUACGAGGUCGUCGUGUUCACCGCGAGCCUAAGCAAGUAUGCCGAUCCGGUGCUCGACAGACUUGACCCAGAUCGCGCCGUUGCACACCGACUGUUCCGCGAAAGUUGCUACAACCAUCGUGGGAACUACGUCAAGGACCUGUCGCAACUUGGUCGCCCGAUCGCAGAAACGAUCAUUAUCGACAACUCGCCCGCGUCAUACAUCUUCCACCCCCACAACGCUGUACCAAUAUCGUCGUGGUUCAACGACCAGCACGACACUGAGCUCACCGAUCUGUUCCCCUUCCUCGCAGAUCUCGGGUCGGCUUCUGGCGAUGUGCGCGGGAUUCUGAACGUCUCACUAGACUCAGUCUCAUGA